Molecule: messenger RNA, 1804 nt
Organism: Etheostoma cragini (Arkansas darter)
Lineage: Eukaryota; Metazoa; Chordata; Actinopteri; Perciformes; Percidae
Product: rho guanine nucleotide exchange factor 19
Exons: 11
Coding region: 627-1592 (321 amino acids)
Biological process (GO): activation of GTPase activity
Cellular component (GO): cytoplasm; nucleus
Molecular function (GO): guanyl-nucleotide exchange factor activity
Source: RefSeq, a predicted model, not a curated record
UGCAGGACACUGGAGGCCUUGGUAAGAGCGGUGAUUCCCUGAACCAGCUGGAGAAUUGCAGUCCUCCCAUAGACAUAUCUUCAGCUCUCAGGUCAAUGGCAUGGGAUUUUAAAAAGCACUCCCCUGUGCCCAACCACUUGUCAGUACCUAGAAUUGAGGACUAUCCAAUUGUAUCUCCAUUAGAGGAUCAGGAAGGCAGCACCGAAGGGUAAGAGACUGUAAAUUGUUAUACUCUUUAUAAUACUUUACACUUUUAACUAAAUGUGGCCUGCUUAAUAAAACCCAGGGCGGCACAUCUAGCUGAGGAGGAAGUGCUGCGUGUACCAUUCCAGUCAAAGUAUAUUCAUUUUUUCCCCCUGUAUCAGGACUACUGUCUGCAUGCGGUAACGGACAGUCUCCGCAGACUGAGCACGAGUCUUGUGUCUGAACUGAUAAGCCCCCAUGGUCUGCAGCGCCGCUAUGAGAUUAUAUCCCCUCAAUUAAACUCUCCUGAAGCAACUCCAUCCUCACCUCUAUCUCAACCAGUCAGGGUGACUCCGUGCACUCUUUGGCAAGAUCUAGAAGAGGUGAAGGCGUCUGGCUUGCUCAGCAGCCUGACAACCAGAGAGAUUCGCCUUCAGGAGUCGAUGUUUGAGUUGAUCGGCUCUGAAGCGUCUUACCUAAGGAGCCUUGGACUUGCAGUCAAUCACUUCUAUGCGUCAAAGGCACUGAAACGGACUCUGAAUCAAAGGGAGCAUCACAUGUUGUUUUCCAACAUUCGCUGUGUGAUGACAGCCAGUGAAAAGUUUCUUAUGGAUCUGGAAAUUCGACUGGGAAAGAGUGUGUUAUUAUCUCAGGUUGGAGACAUUGUGCUUCAGCACUGCCCUGAGUUUCACCGCCUCUAUGUUCCAUAUGUGACUAACAUGAUGUACCAAGAGACUCUUUUCAACCAGCUACUGCAGCAGAACAGGGACUUUGUGUAUUCAAUCAAGAAGCUUGAGCGUGACCCAGUGUGUCAAAGACAGAGCCUGAAGUCAUUCCUUGUCCUUCCCUUCCAGAGAAUUACUCGUACUAAACUCAUCCUAGAGAGCAUCCUGAAGCUGACUACACCAGGCUCUGCCUCAAUUUUAAAUCUCGAAAAAGCAAUUGAAGCCAUCCAUGAGAUAGUGACCGAGUGUGACAAGCGGGUCAGAAAAAUGAAACAAAUAGAGGAGCUGGUCUGCUUGGAAAUGCUGCUGGAUUUUGGCAAAGUUAAGUCAGUCCCUCUGAUCGUAAGUGGGCGUUUUUUGGUGCACCAGGGUUCCAUGAGACAGCUGACUGUGGCUGCUUACAACUCGAGAGUAUCAUUUGUCAGCGUCUACCUCCACCUCUUCAAUGACUUUUUGAUCAUCUCCUUGAAAAAGGACAAGAGGUUCAAAGUUGUGGAUCAUGCUGAGUUCCCCACACAUGUCCACGUUGAGCAUCUGAAGCCUGAAGUCCUGGGUCUACCCCCAAACUCCUUCAUGUUGCAUCUCUCUCAAAGUCACAACCGACAACCAACAGCCAUGAUACUUGUUGCACACACAAGAUCAGAUGAAGAGGCGUGGAUGAAGGUGCUUUUGUCUAAACAGUGAUGGAAAAAUUGUGCGAUUUUAGUUAUUUGGGAUUUUAUAAUUCAAACUUUGCUUGUUUUAACUUACACAUUACUGAUGUUUACAUUUUGAUAAUUGAAAGAAUUUUGUAACUGUAAAUUAAUUUAGUUCACUCUUUAAAAUGUAUCUUAACUUGAUUGCACUUGAUAAAGAACACACAUGAUGGAUUCAAACACGCACUGAAUGUCUCAAUA